Melospiza georgiana is the source of this 2674-nucleotide messenger RNA. RefSeq lists its product as uncharacterized. Bases 140 to 1789 code for a protein of 549 amino acids. The transcript is spliced from 5 exons. The record is from RefSeq and is a predicted model, not a curated record. NCBI's taxonomy places the organism in Eukaryota, Metazoa, Chordata, Aves, Passeriformes, Passerellidae.
CCCGCCCCUUUGGCGCCCCUCGCGCGAUUGAUCCGCCAUUACCACGGGCACCGCCAGCGGGGCCGGUUCUGUGCCUGGACCGGCGCCUGUGCCGGGACUCGUUCGCCACCCGAGUGUCCCCAAGGUGUCCCCAGUGACGAUGGAGCUCCAAGAGCGGUUCCAGGCCCUGCUGCAGCCACGGGUCACCAUGCCGUCCAUCACGGGGCUGGACACCGCGUUCUACCUAGAGAAGGAGACGCUGUUGCGCAGAUUAGAGAGAGAGUGGAAGUCGAGCUCCACCAGUGAGCUUCAGAAGCACCUGGCGUACAUUGAUGCCACCUGGGGGCACCGCACUGCCGCCUUCGAUGGUGAUAACCUUGUCGCCUUCCUGAGCGUCUACAAGAGCAACCCAUGGGCCUGGCACAGGCGUAUGACAGUGGAACUGGAGGAACUGUUCAUGUCUCGACUUCUGUACAGCUCCCUUGCCUAUGAUGAGGCUGACUGGUGCCUAAGAGCCGUUGAGGACAUCCCAAGGCCCCUCCGAUCGCCGGAGCGCUCCCAGAGCAACCCCCAGGUGUCCCCAGUGAGCGGGGAGCCCCAGGAGCUGUCCCCGGCCCUGCUGCUGCCGCAGGUCACCAUGGUGGCCAUCCUGGGCAAGCAGGCAGACAUCUUGCCCAGGCGGGGCACAAAGCGGCUCAAGUCCCUAGAGUACCUGUACUCGAAGCUGGUGGACUUCUGCGGGAAGCUGGGGGCCACCAUGAAGUCCAUUCAAGACCCAUGGUGGCGCCGCAAUGUCACCUCCAACGAUAAAGCCCCUCCCGCCUCCCUGAGCAUGGCUCUGGCCGCCUACCAGCACACCCAAUGGACCACCUGGGGCCAUGUGGUAGCGGAGGCCUGGCACUGGCUGGGGUCGCUGAAUGGGCAAUUGAAGAACAGCGCCGAGGUGGCCAGGGCAGCCCCCGAGCUCCUCAGCAUCUGCAGGGAAUUGGCCGCCGAGGCGGCCACUGAGGAGGCCACCGCCCGGGCCAGGGAGCAGCAGGCACGGGCUGCCCGUUAUGGGGCAGCUCGGGAACGCAUGGUGGGGCUGGGCAAGGAUGAGAGGGCCAGGCGGAAAACCCGGGUGAAGAGAGAGGCCAGGGUGGCUGCCAGCAAGGCAAGAAGGGCCACCAUGAUGACACAGCGGGUGGAGGCGGCCCUGGGGCUGCUGGAGCGCUUGGUGGCCGCAUGUGACGAAGCCACUGCGUUCCCCCAGGAGCUGCAGCGCAGGGUUGGGGACAUUGUGGAUGCCCUGGAGAGCAUGAACGACGAGCCCCCCAAUGUCCCUGAGGACUUGGUGGCCCAGGUGGCCAAAGCCGAGUGGCUGUGGGAGGCCAAUGCCCACCUGGCCAAGGGUCACCUGGUGGGGGCAAUUGACAACAUCACCAAGUUCUUGUCCAAUGGUGGUCGUGCCAGCCCCAGUGUCAGUGAGGUGGCCGAGCAGUGCCGAAGAGCCACUGAAGGCACCCCAAGGCUCCUUCAACCCCCGGAGCAUCCUCAGAGCAUCCCUGAGAUGUCCCCAGUGAGCACGGAGCCCCAAGAGCUGAACGUGGCCCUGCUGAACCACAACACUGAUGACUCCAUCUGUCUCAACUCCGAUCUUGCUGACGCUUCCACCUCUCUGUGCCCGGCCCCGGCCGCCUACGAGAACACCGCGUUGACCACCUGGGGUGAGAAGGGAUCAGGUGACAAUGGUGGCCAGCGAGUGGCACAGGUCGGUGUCCACGUUGGAGGACAGCUGGACCCAGCUGACCAGAGAGGCCAUCAAGCAUAACAGUGUUCUCCCGUGCCGCCAUUUCCGCACUGCUUUGGCAGCCAAGGUGACCAGGGCUGAGUGGCUGUGGGUGGCCAGCCGCCUCCUGGCCAGGGACCACUUGGUGGGGGCACUUGGGGACAUCGACACCAUCUUCAGGUGUGGUGACACCAAUGGCUCCAUCGCCCGCGCGGUAGCUGAGCUGUGCCAAAGAGCUGCUGAGGACAUCCCAAAUCUGCUGCAGGGACAGUGAUGUCCCCAAUGUGACAUCAUCAGGGCAGUGACAUCAUCAGGGACAUGGCUGUCCUUUUUUCUGCCUUGCCAUGUAGGAUUUGAAACAAAUAUAGGGAAUUUUCUGGGAAGUUUCACUGAAAUUGACCCAAAGCCUGAUGGGAAUUCCCAGGGUAAUGUCACUGGGGACACUCAGGGACAUUCUGGGGACACUCAGGGACAGGGGUGAAUGAGUCCCAUCAAGAUCUUCCAGCUUUUCACUGUGCCUGCAGCAGACAUGGGUUAUAAAUGACACUAACUGGCUUCUGCAUUUCUGUAUUGGCUUUUCCGCAUUGUUAUGAAUCACCAGCAAUUUGAUUAUGGAGGGGCUUUGACAGCUGGCCUGCAAGCAAAGCUGAGUUAAGAGAAGAAGUAACAAUUGAUGGUUACUAAAUGUAUCCAUAGGAAGGGAGAUGACAAGGCCAUCAGCAUGGAAACGGUUUGGAAAAGAUAGAUGAAAAUUUUUGUUAGCUACACUAUGUGCCUAAGUACAUGUAUACGUGCCUUAAUAAAUUUCUGUAAAACUUUUGCCACUUAUAUUGACACUAAUUGCUUUGCACCAAUUAAUAUCAAGCUUUGUUAAGAGUAUAUAAACUGGAGAACAUGCAGAAUAAAAAACUUUAUCUUCUUGGACCC